This is a messenger RNA of Caenorhabditis remanei, 1950 nucleotides long. RefSeq lists its product as uncharacterized. The transcript has 11 exons. The coding region runs from base 1 to 1950 and encodes 649 amino acids. Gene Ontology annotation, molecular function: cysteine-type deubiquitinase activity; K63-linked polyubiquitin modification-dependent protein binding. The record is from RefSeq and is a predicted model, not a curated record. Gene Ontology annotation, biological process: protein K63-linked deubiquitination; protein K48-linked deubiquitination; protein deubiquitination involved in ubiquitin-dependent protein catabolic process. Gene Ontology annotation, cellular component: cytoplasm; nucleus. Lineage: Eukaryota; Metazoa; Nematoda; Chromadorea; Rhabditida; Rhabditidae.
AUGUAUCCGGACGGAUUGACAGAGAGCGAAAAGCUCAAAGUCAAAGAACUAUGCACAAUGGUCAAUAUAUCCGACGAGGAUGCAUUUAAAUUACUGAAAGAAAACGAUUGGGACAUUGCAAUUUCAUCUCGUCGAGUGUCAAAACAAGAAGAUAAAUCAUUUGUUCCAGGCACUUCCAGAGAAGAAAUCGGUGGCGACUUGGAUCGGUUAUCCAGCCGUCUACGUGUCCAUGGAUUGGCAUUCUAUCUUCCAGAUUUCGGCGGAUUUCCAAAUGAAUUCCGAACUUUUUUGGAGAAAGAUCUGAUCGAAACGCAGACACAGAAGAGAUUAGAAGCUUCUAGACAUCUCAACUGGUGGCAUCAAUUCGGUCAGAAAUUGUACCCAUUGUCAACGACUGGAGAUGGAAAUUGUCUGCUCCAUGCUGCGUCUCUUGGAAUGUGGGGAGUGCAUGAUCGCCAACUUUCGCUUCGUGAGACAUUAUACGAGUUGCUCACCAAUGGAGCCAGAAAAGAAGCGAUUCGAAGAAGAUGGAAGUGGAUUGAACAUCAUUUGAACCAGAGCAACGAUCUCGCUUUAACAUUAUCCGAAGCGGAAUGGCAAUUGGAAUGGGAUGUUGUACUGGGUCUCUCGUCCCCAUUACCCCGAAAACAAGAGGAUAAUGGAUCGAAUUCCACUGACCAAAUCUACGAAAGUCUUGAAGCGAUUCAUGUGUUUGCGCUGGCACAUGUGCUUAAAAGACCAAUUGUAGUGGUGUCGGAUACGAUACUCCGUAACGCAAAAGGCGAAGAAUUGUCUCCAGUCGCAUUCGGUGGUAUAUACCUUCCAUUGGAAUGCCCACCAUCACAAUGCCAUCGAUCUCCAUUAGUUCUUUGUUACGAUUCGGCACAUUUCUCGCCAUUGGUUCUCAUGAGAACUGAAACUAACAAUAAACAAAUAAUCCCAAUAAUAGAUGUGAAUCGAAAUCUGCUUCCAGUUCACUUUUCUGUGGACCCGGGAGAGAAUUUUGAUUGGUCGAAACUGGAUAAUAACAACGGUUUUACGCCAGCAGAUAUGUCACAAAUAGAUAAACUGGCAUUGAUUAGUCAGUAUAUGGAUAUUAUUAGAUUAGAUGUUCGUCGUGGCUCAAUUCGUAGUACUCGUCGGGUCCGUAGCGCCCACGCUCAAUUAACAGAAUCACGGGAUAACCAUCACAACCGUAACCCUGCUCAUCCACGUGACACGUCUGCCAACAAUUCGGGAGACGAGGCUUCUCAUCAACAGCCAUCAAAUUCUGCAAAAGGAAUGACACUGGCUUCCAGUGGAAUCGCAGCGGGACGUCAUGAAAAAUGGAGAUUAAUAAAUGAAAUCAGAUCACACGUCCUUCGGACUCUUCGUAUUACUGUAUCCACGAAUCGGGGUCCGAACAAAGAGAAAUUGAUUGAUACGGAUGAUUGUAUCGCUCGGAUGAAUUCCACGUGUGUUCUGGCAUCAGAAUUAUUGCCAACUCAUCAUCAAUAUAUGGAUAAAAUAAUUAAUGAAUACAUGAAGAGUGCGAAACAACGAUUCCAACAAAAUCAACGGACACAGGCGGAUUCCAGAAAACGAAUUAGUCGCAGUUUCAGUGCCAGUUCACUCAUGUUGACCUGCAUCGGAUGUGAUUCGGAAUUCAAACCGGCCGCCCAAGUGACAAAUAUCAUGUGUGAUCAAUGCUUCGCAUGGCAAAAAAUGAGUGUUCUCACUUCAAAUUGCGAUCAAUUUAUGGGAAAUUCUGGUCCUCCGUGCAAAAGUUCGACACUUCCAUCAUUUGGAUCCGACGGCAGCCCAUCAGACAAAGAGAAUAUUGUUGAAGUAUUGAAUGUGGUGCCAAAAGAUGGAACAAAGGCGUUGACAAGUAUGCGCGCCGUGGAGGACGAAAACGGAGUGGUUCACUAUUAUAUGGAUGACGACGUCACUGAUUCAAUUGACCAAUAG